Molecule: messenger RNA, 3815 nt
Organism: Mastomys coucha (southern multimammate mouse)
Lineage: Eukaryota; Metazoa; Chordata; Mammalia; Rodentia; Muridae
Gene: Clcc1
Product: chloride channel CLIC like 1
Exons: 11
Coding region: 24-1757 (577 amino acids)
Cellular component (GO): endoplasmic reticulum; membrane
Molecular function (GO): chloride channel activity
Source: RefSeq, a predicted model, not a curated record
CCCUGCGGCGCAGCCAAUCAGCGAUGCGAGCGGGAAGGCCGCUUAGCUGCGGGCCGAGCGAGUCGAUGAGUUGGCUCUGGACUCCUGCGCGAGCCCCGGGUGUCCGAGCCUUAUUCAGGAUGCUGUGCUCCCUGUUCCUUGGUGGAUGUCUGUUGCUGGUAACUGGCUAUGCUCAUGAUGAUGACUGGAUUGACCCCACAGAUAUGCUUAACUAUGAUGCUGCCUCAGGAACGAUGAGGAGAUCUCAGGUGAAAUAUGGUACGUCAGAGAAAAAAGAAGUGAGCCCUGAGUCGUCAGCUGCCGAGGAGUUGUCAGACUGUUUGCACAGAUUGGAUUCUUUAACUCACAAGGUUGAUAAUUGUGAAAAGAAGAAAAUGAAAGAUUAUGAAAGUCAAAGUAACCCUGUUUUCAGGAGAUAUCUAAAUAAGAUUUUAAUUGAAGCUGGCAAGCUUGGACUUCCCGAUGAAAACCAAGCAGACAUGCGUUACGAUGCUGAGAUUCUCCUUACGAGACAGACACUGUUGGAGAUCCAGAAGUUCCUCAGUGGAGAGGAGUGGAAGCCAGGAGCCCUGGAUGAUGCACUGAGUGAUAUUUUAAUCAAUUUUAAGUGUCAUGAUUCAGAAGCAUGGAAGUGGCAAUUUGAAGAUUUUUUUGGAGUAGAUCCAUAUAAUGUGUUUAUGGUACUCUUGUGUCUGCUCUGCAUUGUGACGCUGGUGGCUACAGAGCUGUGGACAUAUGUUCGCUGGUACACACAGUUGAAACGCAUUUUUAUCAUCAGUUUUCUCAUCAGUUUGGGAUGGAACUGGAUAUAUCUAUAUAAGGUAGCUUUUGCUGAGCAUCAGGCUAACAUUGCCAAGAUGGAUCCAUCAAGCAUUGUGUGUGCUCAGAAGAUGGACUGGACUGGAAGUCUCUGGGAAUGGUUUAGAAGUUCAUGGACCUCUAAGGAUGACCCAUGCCAAAAGUACUAUGAGCUCUUAUUAGUCAAUCCUAUUUGGUUUGUUUCGCCAACAAAGGCUCUGGCAGUUACAUACACUCACUUUGUAACGGAACCCUUAAAGCACAUUGGAAAAGGAAUGGGUGAAUUCCUUAAAGCACUCAUGAAGGAGAUUCCAGUGUUACUUCAGAUUCCAGUGCUUGUGAUUGUAGCAUUGGCUGUCGUGAGCUUCUGCUAUGGUGCUGGACGGUCCUUUCCUAUGCUGAGCUACUUCAGCGGUCCUGCGAGAGAACCUCCACGAGCACUUGAGCCAGAUGACAGAAGACGGCCCAAGGAACUUGACUAUAGAUUCCAUGGUGGAGCAGGUGAUGCAGAUUUCUCUUACAGGGGCCCAGCUGGCUCCAUCGAGCAAGGCCCUUAUGACAAAAUGCAUGCGUGUAAGAGAGAUGAUUUGAGACAGAGACACGUUGACAUGAGAUUUCACUGUGGCAACAAGAGCCCUGAAGUGCUCCGGGCAUUUGAUUUACCUGACACAGAGGCACAAGAACACCCAGAAGUGGUCCCCAGUCAUAAAUCAUCUGUUGUGAAUACAAACCUCGAAGAUAUUGGUGAACGCCCAGGAGAAAGCAUCCCAACAAAAUCCAGUCAGUCUGCCAAGGAUGUCUCCAGCCAAAUUCCCAGCAGUGCUGAAAGCUUACCCAUAGAGGAGAAGGCCCAGCUGAAGACAGGCUCUGAGAGCAGCCCACAAGGAGGCCGCCCACACAGCACCGAAGCUGCUGGGGCAGCAAGCGGGACUGAUCCUGUCAGCAGCCCAUGUGGCUAAAGAACAAGGCACAGACUCCAGAGUCAACUUUGAAGUCUGUAUUGACUCUUCAUCCUUCCUUACAAAUUUGUUGAAAUUUACUACAAAGCUGCCAACUUUAUAUCAAUAAUUUUACAGAAUCUCUCUUAGCUGUUAGGAUGUAUCUCAUAUUUUAGAACAGGGUUUUGUAAAAUUUACAUUUUUAAGUUAAUGCUUUAGCAGACAGACACCAUUAACUGAGCUGAUAUUAACUAAUGUUAAAUGUUGCUUUGGGCCGGCAGUGGUGGUGCAUGUUGCUUUGGCUACACUGCUACAUGACAGCCAGCAAAGCAACUGGAUCCAACUGAUCAAAGUAUGUGUUAGCUGAUGGAAGGACCUCUGAAACCCAGUUUACUAAUGGUACUUAAUGCAAGCUGGUGUCUGCUGCCACCACAGUCAGUCAUCUGUAUUUCUAGGUAGACCACCCGCAGAACGACGUGACUUUCUGGUUACCAGGCCUGUCACCUUGUCAUACAUUUUACAUUAGGUCUCACUAAGACAAGCCUGAGGAUGACCUGGUUCUAUCAAUACUUGAGUUUCACACUUUGUCAGCGACUGUGAGAAUGGCUUUAUUCUCUACCACAUAGUACCAGGUUUAUAAAGCCCCAUUUUCAUGUGUAGAACCUAGCAGUUGCUUUGAUACUAUUCAGUUUACUAUAUUAAUUCUGGUUUUCAGAGAGCUAUAGAUAGAGAACAAGAUGUAUUAACUUUUUGUUUGUUUGUUUGUUUUUCGAGACAGGGUUUCUCUGUAUAGCCCUGGCUGUCCUGGAACUCACCCUGUAGACCAGGCUGGCCUUAAACUCAGAAAUCCACCUGCCUCUGCCUCCCAAGUGCUGGGAUUGAAGGCGUGGGCCACCGCCGCUCGGCAUGUAUUAACAUUUUUAAGUCAACAUUUUGUUUGUGAUUUUAAAGUACAUUCUCCAUGUUAUAGUUUUAAAAAAGCAGUUUAUGUAUUUUGUACAAGUCCUAGUUAGCACGCUUUCUGUGCACACGGGUAUCCUUUGUUGUUGCGACCAUGUCUACAUUGUACAUUUCAUUCAGCUGCUUUCCAAAAAAUGAGACCACUCAAGAAUUAAGUCUUGAAAUUAUCAGGCAGGCUGCUUCAACAUGGACAUUCUGAACAGUUAACUUUUGAUUUCUUUAUACAAAUGUAUGAUGCUCCUUUUUUUUCUACCUUGGUAUCUGAAAAACUAAUUUUAUAUGUCUGUAUAGCUUUGUUUAUCAUUGUAAAUGCCCCCUUUUUUUUUUUUAAGAUUAGACUAGGUUUAUUGGAAAUUGAGGCCAGUGGAGUUGCCAUUGGGAAGGGUGGGGGCAGAGAAAGAGAGAAAGGGGAUGAACAUAGAAGGAAGAGAAAGAGUAUUCAUCAAGAAGGUAAAAAAAAAUUGCCCAAAAAAAAAGAAGGAUUUUGUAUUAAGACAGUAUGUAAUGAAUAGACGAGUAGAUAUAAGCAGUUUACUCAGACUCCAAACAUCUGUGUAUAAAGCAGUUAUCUCUGGACCCACUCACCCUAACUGGUAAAUGCACUCCCAAGGUGGAAAGUAUCCUUUGAGCUCUGGUAUAAUUCUGAAGAGAAAUAAAUGCCUCCUUUAACAGAUGUACCUGAGAGGAAAGAACUACUGUUGGCACUAUUGAUUGCUUUUAAUCCAACAGUGAACCCCUUUAAAAAUAUUCACAAUCUCAUCUCUGUAUUUUUCAUUACAGAUGCCCAUUUGGGGAUGGAAUCUACUUUGACAGCUAGCAAAGCAACCUGCUGUUCUUAAGUGAUUACAGUGACUCAGGCAAGACUUGAUUAAAACAAGGUGAUGCUAUCAAGGCCAGUUUAUUGCAAAAAAAAGAGGCAGCCUGACUCCUGACUAGCAUGACUAGCUAGUAUUUGUCAUUGAGGUUAAAGCAUACUGUAACUGGCUUUUAAGAAGAGAAUAGGGUAGGUAGUUGUUAAAAGCGGAAGUUGUUUAAAGUUGUUUAAAACGGAAUAAAUGUUGAGUGCUUACAUGGUCAUAACCACUGUAAAUACAAAAAUAAACACUUAUUUUUACAUUA